Phytomonas sp. EM1 is the source of this 3000-nucleotide messenger RNA. NCBI's taxonomy places the organism in Eukaryota, Euglenozoa, Kinetoplastea, Trypanosomatida, Trypanosomatidae. The record is from the annotation of a GenBank genome assembly.
AUGGGCUUCGUUGAUCGUGGCGGGGGGCGGGAGGCCAAAGGCUCUAGCUUGCGUCGGUCAAAGAAAAACCCUGGGGCCCCCUCCAGCAGGAACCAGUGUCUGCACAAGAAUUUUAUUCUACCACCCACACGUUCUACACCCCUCCCACCGCCCGCUUGUACAACGAUAAUUUCCAACAUGAUAGCAUAUGCACGUCGUCAAGCCACCUGUAGCUCUAUUUCGGCAAUAACAUCAUCUUCAAUAUCGGUUCUCGCUGAGCAUGAGGAGGUUCCGCAGACACAAACCGCCAGGACAUUGGAUAGGGCGUCGCAGUUGGUCGACGCCGUCGGGUCAUUCAAUAAGUCUCUCAACGUGUCAGGUAUCCCUCAAGAGGAUGAAGUCGCGAUGCUUAUUAGAAUGACUGGUGUGGAUCACGGUGUGUUGCCAAUUCAACGACACAUCGACGCUUCAACUGCAAUUCUUUCAAGAAAGCUUCAAUUUGACCAAGCGGGCCUGUUCCGCCGAGCUGCAGAAGAAGGCAACGUCAGCACGGUGCUGUGCUGGUGUGCAGAGCAAGAGCGGCAGCCAAUGCUUGUGGAAAUGUGCAAGGAGCACAACAAACUUCUCCUUUCAGACACACUACAGCUACAUGAUCGCGUGAGCUUUAAAAACAAAAAAGGAAAGAAGGUUUCUUUUAGCGAAGAUAAUCGAGAUACGGAUCAACAUAAAAAAAAUAUCGACUCUGGUGUCGAUAGGAGAAACUCACAGAAACACGCCGCCUUAACGACACCAGAUGGAGUUGUACUCUAUUGCCUAGUUGGCGUACAUCCCAACAACACAGACAGUAUGAAGCUCAAGUUGCAGGAAAAAUGGGUUGAAGAGGUCCGUGACUACGCCAAAAAUGCUGAGGUUCUUGGAAUUCUUUCUGGGCUUGACUUGAGUCGUGGAAGCGACUCCCACUAUGCACAGGAGUGGAUGCUUCGACAGUCUUGGUGGGUGGCAGGUGAACUGAAACUACCACUGGUACUUUUCCUCGAUAGCAAAACGUCAGAAGGACUUAUUCGGACCGGGCAACGCGUGGCUGUGCUACUGGAUGAACUUAUUCAAAGCAGCUCAUUUGAGGCAAACACCGUCAUGUGCGUAGGCACCUCGAACAGGGGGCCGCUAGCUGAGGAUAGCGCAUGCACAGCAUCCUCCUACAGAGCUCCUGUGGCGGUGGUGUUGCACAAUGGACUGAAGGUACUGGCAUGUUCUGAAGACAUGCGCAAGUGGGUUUCUAGACACCAACCAGAAAGCCCCCAAGCUGUUGUUUUGAGACACGCAGAGCAAAAAGGCACGUCUACCCGCAUUCCCAUAUUGCCAGCCUAUGUGAUAGUAACGGUGGAAGGGCUAAAUUUUGCUUCCGACGGGCUUUAUGAAACAGAAAAGGAUACGACAGGUGAUUAUGUCGACGUUUGGGCUAAGCUUUUGCCACAAUUAUGUGCUACCGCACGCGGGACAUGUUCUAGUCCCGCCGAGAGUACCACAAUUAAGCAGGAAGACCGCCUGAGUUGGACUCAGCUUCUCAUUGGUACCGCCUCUCCAUGGUGCACACCACAGAAUCUACCAGAUAAGGACCUAUGCACACUUCCGAAUGAACCAGGACAUUAUCUGUACGUUGUUCGUACUCUUUACGAAGCGAUGAAAAGAGAGUAUGAGAAGGAAGUCAGAGAUACACCAUCUCGGGCGGAUUGCACCGAAAUCUCGCUUGUGUCACACGAAACUUUAGCAGACCUAGUACUAUGCAACGCAUUGUGGGUUUUCUUUGCCGACUAUAUCGCGGAAGCACUCUUGAAGGAUGGCCAGACGGAUGGGUGCUGUAGCGGUCAUACCCCCAUUGACGUCAACGAACACCAUGUGGGCCCGUCUUCGACACGAAAGAAAGAGUGUCCAAAGGGUCCUUUUAAGGGUGUAGGGAAAGUGUAUGUUUGCACCAAGUGUCAAAGUCCGCUACUAGAUCACCCUGGUUAUGAGAUUAGACAGAGCUCAUUUGAGAACUCCUCUUUCGGAGAAAACCAAGCAACACAGGCUAAGGCGCUUGAGCUGGAUGAUGGAAAUCAAGUGUCUCACAAUGUACCGCUUCAGCUUCAUGUUUUUCCUGCCAUUUCGACAGAUAAAAAUUGCUCUUACAAUGGUGGGGGUCACCAAUUCGAUGCUUUACUUCUACGUGGAAGGCUUCUUUAUUGCUGUCACUGUGGUACUCGAGUGGGAGGAGUGAAUGAGGGCGAGGAGGGUGACGCACCAUCGGGUCGUACAAUUCAGGCGCACCUCACUGAAGUGGAACUAGUCACUUGUGAACAUCACACACGCGAUACCUCGACAGAGAUAAAUUCCAAUUAUAAUCCAGUUGAGAAAGAGGAAGAGCACGUUUGGUACACGUCGAAGGCACAGUGUGUGAUCAAAAGGUGCGAGAACGAAGAAAAAGAUACGGACAGCUUCGAAGCCUUGCUGGAGCAAGCCACUCGUGAACGGGAAGAACUCGAGCGCGAGCGCGCAGAAGCAGAAACACACCUGGAUGACUCCAAGGCUUCAAAGAAGCGCAAGACGGGAAAGAAAAAUGUUAAGGCGAACAAUAAAUCAAAUUUUACGCACUUCCGAAACAAAGACUUUACACCGCGUUCGGUUAGGGAGAAGGAAAGGGAAAGAGAACCAGGUAAGGCUACGCAAGAUAAUUCUCACCGUGACGUCCGAAACGAUUCUGCACAAUAUUCUUUGGAGCGCGAUUUACACAUUGAGAAAACUACGACAAUGUUGUCUUCUGCUGCUUCAUCGCAUGGCGAGACUGCUUUUGAAGAAGAACAACGAAUCAUGCGGAGGGAUUCUCUAGUGAAGGAAGAAAUGAGCGCAAAUAAUACUGGGGCAUCGUCUUUUAUUGCGCUUUCGCGCAGGCAGCGGAAAAAGGAAAAGAAACACAAGCAAUAUCAAGUCAAAGCUACUGGCCACAACAAUGAUGGCUCGGAAAGUGAUGAAUGUGGGAAUUAG